AGAAGAAGAAGAAGAAGAAGAAGAAGAAGAAGAAGAAGAAGAAGAAGAAGAAGAAGAAGAAGAAGAAGAAGAAGAAGAAGAAGAAGAAGAAGAAGAAGAAGAAGAAGAAGCAGCAGCAGCAGCAGCAGCAGCAGAAGAAGAAGAAGAAGCAGCAGCCGCAGCAGCCUCAGCAGCCUCGACCGUAGAAGAAGACGAAUCAGUAGCAUCAGCUGCAGAAGAAGAAGAAUGAUGGUGGAGAAGAACUGGAUAAAAAGCUAGCAAUGUUAGCUUUGUGAAUUUGUGGAAUUCGCUGGAAGUCAGUUGUGUAGCCGUAGCACAAAUGGAUAUUUCAGUCGGCGAAGGAACAAUGUCUUCAGCUCAGUGUUUGAGGGACUUUAUCAACGGGCGACUGACGGCUGCUGCUGAGGAAAUAUUUCAAGUCUUUGAAAAAACUGUCCUCCGGUACGAGGAGGAGCUCGCUCGGCAGCGCACACUGUUGGACAUCACCUGGAAACCCGAGAUAAAGUUACUCCGAAUAGACCUCCCUCAACAACAUGUUUGUAAGGAGGAGGAGGAGGAGGAGGAUCUCGCUGACCAGCAGCUUUGUUAUCAGGAGAGGAACUCUAGUCUGGCACAGGAGGAACCAGAUCCCCCACAGAUUAAAGAGGAACAGGAGGAACUGUGCACCAGUCAGGCAGGAGAGCAGCUUCUACUGAAAGAGGAGACUGAUAUCAUUAUGGUUACUCAGACUUAUGAGGAAAGUAACCACAGUGAACCAGAACCCGUCAGUGACCAGCUCCUCUCUCACAACUCUCAUCUGCCUGAGAGCCAAACCGAGGAAGGAUACAAGCUUGUACAGCCAGAGUCAGCUACAAAUGCAGAGCCAGAGCCAAACAACAAACCUCACACAAACAGUAGUCACAGUAAUGAUGUAGAUCAGUCUCUGUCAGAAAGUCCUGACACAAAAAAGUCUUUUCACUGUGACUUUUGUGGAAAAGCUUUUCAGAAAAAGUCCCAAAUGCAGAAACAUAGGAGGACUCACACUGAUGAGAAGCUGUACACCUGCAAAACAUGUGGGAGAAGUUUCACUCAUAGCGCUUCCUUGAAAGUCCACAUGAGAAUCCACACAAGCGAAAAGCCGUACUCUUGCAAAAUAUGUGGGAAACGUUUCAAUAAUAGCACUUCCUUGACAGUUCACACCAGAGUCCACACAGGUGAGAAGCCUUAUACCUGCAAAAUGUGUGGGAAAAGUUUCAGUCAAAGUUGCCAUUUGACUUCGCACGUAAGAACUCACACAGGUGAGAAGCUGUAUUCUUGCCAAACAUGUGGAAAAAGCUUCGUCAACAGCGCCGACGUGAAAAUCCACAUGAGAACCCACACGGGCGAGAAGCCGUAUUUUUGCGAUAUAUGCGAGAAAAAUUUCAUCCACAGUUCUCACCUGAAAGUCCACAUGAGAAUCCACACAGGUGAGAAGCCGUAUUCUUGCAAAACAUGUGGAAAGGGAUUCAGUAAUAGCAAUUCCUUGAAAGUCCACAUGAGAAUCCACACAGGCGAGAAGCCGUAUUCUUGCAAAGCUUGUGGGAAAAGUUUUAACCAAACUUGUCAUCUGACUGCCCACAUGAGAACUCACACAAGUGACAAGCUGUUUUCUUGUAAAACAUGUGACGAAAAUUUCAGUAACAGUGCCGACCUAAAAGUCCACAUGGAAAUCCACACAGGCGAGAAGCCGUGCUCCUGUAAAACAUGUGGGAAGAUAUUCAGCUAUAGGAGUGACCUGAGAGCCCACAUGAGAAUCCACACAGGUGAGAAACCAUAUUCCUGCAAAAUAUGUGGGAACAAUUUUAGAUAUACAACUUCUUUGAAAGUCCACAUGAGAAUCCACACAGGUGAGAAGCCAUAUUCUUGCAAAAUUUGUGGGAAAAGUUUUAUCCAAAGUUGUCAUUUGACUUCCCACAUGAGAAACCACACAAGUGAGGAGCCGUCUUCUUGUAAAACAUGCGGGGACACUUUCAGUAGUAGCGCUGACCUGGAAGACCACAUGAAAAUCCACACAGGUGAGCAUCCGGACUCUGGCAACACAUGAAGGGGAAUUUUAAAUUUUUUCUUUUUUUUUUUUUACUGUCCGCAUGAGAGCUCACUUAAAUUAGAAGCCUUUAACCUGCAACACCUGUGGUGCAAGAUGUAAAAAUGAGUUAACACUAGCGUUACUUAAGAUCACAAGAGUUGAGAAAAGCCCUACCCCUGUAGAUAAAAGUUUUACUCAACAGCAAUUUGACUGUCCACUUGAGAACUCAGAGACAGGACUUUGCAGUCUUGAAACAUCUGUGGGGGAAAAGAAUCUGUCUGCAGCACAGCCUGUAUAAUUUUGUAAAGAUUCGGAGAGGUUAAAAAUAGAGAUCGACCGAUACGGGUUUUUCAGGACCGAUACCUAUUAUUAGUAGUUAGAGGAGGCCGAUAACCGAUAUUUGGAGCCGAUACUCAUUUGCAGUGAAAGUGUAAAAAGUGGUGUAAAAAAUUUUGAAUAAUGCAAACACUGAACUUCGUUUAAAUGCCUAAAGCAUGUUUAUUUCAUCAAACAAAUAGAAAAUAAUAGCUCCAGAAGUGCAUGGAUUUCCUAGACUCAGGCAUCUCUUAUAAAGUUGAAUAAAAGCUUAAAUAAAUAGUUCCCUGAAAUUUUUCCACAGUAAAUAGAGUAAUAUUUAAAUAUAACUAUAAUGACUUAUCUUUGUUUUAAGUUCAAACACAACAAAAAUACAAGGAGUUAACAAGCUCAGCAGCAACUCUUGUAAAGUUCAAUAAAAACCUAUAUAAUAGCUCCCUGAAUAUUUUUCACAGUAAAGUAAAAUUUCAAUAUACCUGAAAUGACUUAUCUUUGUUUUAACUUCAAACAAAAACAAAAAGUGCAGGGAGUUCUCAGGCUCAGCAGUAUCUCUAGUAAAGUUAAAUAAAAAACUUGCUUCCAGAGGUUUUAUAAAGUAAUAGUAUAUAAAACAAAGUUAAAUAAAAUUUGCACAGAAAUGUGAGUGUCAAUUGAUAAAAAUGUAUAAUAGUUGCUAUGAGUGCAAUUAAACUCCUGACAGAACACAAACAGCCUUUAGGGCUUUAAUGAGCCCACACAGUAUUUAAAAUGUUCCACCAUUUUGUUCAGAUAAAUCACUUCUGAAAUUUACUCUCUCAUCCUCACUUUAAUUUUCAGAUCAUAGGACCAGAAAGCUCACAGCAACGUUAGCAGUGGCGAGUUGUAGAGUUUUUUAUGUGACUUUAACGCAAACACACACUAUUCUCCACAUUACAUACAUUUUCCCCAUUGCUAGUACAUAGUCUGCAGAGCAUUUAGAGCCAGAUUGAUGAACUAAUGUUAUGGUAAAAGCUAAUCAGCAAACAUUACCAAGAAAUUGGAUGUAUAAUGUUACUGUGCAUUUAGGAAGCUGCACUUCCUUGUUUUUUAAUCUGUAUUUGUUUACCUCCAAAAAAAUUAAGUACACCUAGCUGGCUUUUAAAUUUCUUCAUAUUACUCACAUUAGAUUACUUCACACUGAGGUAAUCUUAAAAAUCUGAUGCUUCUAAGGCCACUUCUGAAGCUUUCUGUUCCUGGCCAUCAAUGUAUUGUACAUUUCCUCUGUUAGCUGAUAGUUUUCUAGAUACUCAGAUUAAAUAGGUAGGAUAUUUCCAAACAUUUUUUUUAUUUUGUGAAUGCAGUUUGUGUGUGAGAAUCUUUGUGCCACAGUGUAAGUAGAAAAAGAAAUCUUGUGAAAGCCAGAUCAUCAUCAUCUGUUGUUGAGUCAGUAUAUAAUUGCGGGACUUUUUGUAACAUAGUUAACAGGUAUUAUAAUUGACAUUUUUGCUGUUUUCAGGCCUAAAAUCAACAUGGCAGCCUAUAGCCAAACACCACAUGGUAUUUUUAGAGAUGCAAUUAUACAUGGAUUUUUUUGUUGAAGCUAAGAAACCCUCUAGUGUCCCCAGCCAUCCGAUUUUUUUAUUCAUUUAUUUCUUAUUUCAUUGAGCGUUUUAUGUAUUUUGUGGUUACAUCAACUUUUGAAAUUGUUGAUAGAAGUGACAAAAAUUGUAGCAAAUGACUUGUAAAAGGCUCUAUAUUAAUAAACCUUUUAAAGAACGCUUGA
This is a messenger RNA of Amphiprion ocellaris (clown anemonefish), 4100 nucleotides long. RefSeq names its product gastrula zinc finger protein XlCGF57.1-like. The transcript has 2 exons. The coding region runs from base 320 to 2062 and encodes 580 amino acids. The record is from RefSeq and is a predicted model, not a curated record. NCBI's taxonomy places the organism in Eukaryota, Metazoa, Chordata, Actinopteri, Pomacentridae. Gene Ontology annotation, molecular function: RNA polymerase II cis-regulatory region sequence-specific DNA binding; DNA-binding transcription factor activity. Gene Ontology annotation, cellular component: nucleus. Gene Ontology annotation, biological process: regulation of transcription by RNA polymerase II.